Triticum turgidum subsp. durum (durum wheat) is the source of this 1110-nucleotide messenger RNA. NCBI's taxonomy places the organism in Eukaryota, Viridiplantae, Streptophyta, Magnoliopsida, Poales, Poaceae. The record is from the annotation of a GenBank genome assembly.
AUGCUGAUGGCGACCGGCGAUGGGGCCGAUGGACUAGGGCUCGACGACGACUCCUUGCCAUUGCAGGACAACUUCGACGACGUGCUGCAAUUGCUUGACGACUUCCCCGACCCUGACACCGCCCCAAUUCCCCUGCCCGCACAGAUGCACCACGCGGACCAGCCUGCGUGCAGCCACAGUUUCUCCGGCGACGGUCUUCGCAACAACUCCACCGGCGACGGCACUCCAGGUGUCGCUCAGCCUAACGAAUUUCCAGUCCACAGUGACCCAUCGACGUCCUCCACUGCAGCGGGUGUGUUGGAUUGCAGCGGCUGCCAUGUGCUACGAGAAGUGAUGCAUUCCAACGGGCCGGAGUUGACAAAGCUCUCAAUCCAUGGCGCGCCCGGCUUCUUCAACCAUGCAACGCUAGAUCGUUGUACCAACUCCGAGGGUUUGGCUCCGAGAAUAGCGCCUCGAUCGCACAUUGAUUUCAGAGACCGGGACUACGAGUGGGUGGGGCACUUCCUGACGGACUACGCGCUGCGGCAAGCCGCCGGCAACUACGCCGUCGUGCGUGACUCGCUCUCAUUGUUCCUCGACGUCCUCUGCACGACCAUGAACCGAUGCGUGCAGGGCAACGAUGGCGACCACGACGAUGAAGGAACAGCGGCGAGAAAUGGUGGCCAUGGGCAACCCACCGUCGACGUCUUUGCUGCCGCCGUCCAGCCUGCGAUGCAGAGAAACACAGAGCCAGAACCUGCAGGGCCAUCUCCAUCUCCACCGAGUAAUACCAUGGAGUUGCAUGUUCAGCCACAACCCUUCCAGCCGGUAGUCGCAGGCAGGAGCGUACUUGCCUUACAGAGGGAGAGAACCAGGAAGAUGCAGUUCCAUGACAUCGCACCCUACUUUCACCUCCCCAUCGUCGAGGCAGCCGAAAAGCUCGAUAUCUGUACCACCGUUCUGAAAGGAAUCUGCCGCAGGGUCGGGGUACAAAGAUGGCCGCAUCGAAAGGUGAAAAAAAUAGAUAGACAAAUAACAAAACUCAUGAGAUCGGGUAAUGGAGUUUGGGAAAGGAACGAGAUUGAGCGGUUGAAUGCUGAGAGGAAAAGAAUUUUCUAUGCCCUUGAAUAA